AUGGUCACUAAAACAAAAAAAGUUUUUAUCGGCGGACUGUCAGCUUCGUCCACGUUAGAAGAUAUGAAAGCUUAUUUCGAGCAGUAUGGAAAGGUCGAAGAUGCCAUGCUCAUGUUCGAUAAAGCUACUCAAAGGCACCGAGGAUUCGGUUUCAUCACCUUUGAUAAUGACGACGUCUCUGACAAGGUGUGCGAAAUUCACUUCCACGAGAUAAAUGGAAAGAUGGUCGAAUGCAAGAAGGCUCAGCCUAAAGAGGUUAUGCUUCCGGUACAAAUGAACAAAUCUCGCGCUGCCGCCGCUCGAGGUCUUUAUGGUCUUCCGCCUGAGCAGCUUUUGGCUUAUGCCACUUAUCUUCCACGUCUCAACUAUGGAAGUCUUAUCUAUCCGAAUCCGGGAAUGGGCAAUCUGUACAAUCACAUUCCCAGCUAUUCGGCUAUGCCAUCAUCUCCUGGAUCAACCAGUGGAGCUGCCAGACAAGGGGUUGAAACAGCUUCUUUGUAUGCUUCCCUAGCUCAGCAAUUUGCUGAAGGAAACUUUUACGUGUCACCUCAGCCACUUCAACCAAACAGCUAUCACAGCAAGGUCUGA
Messenger RNA from Auanema sp. JU1783, 588 nucleotides. Lineage: Eukaryota; Metazoa; Nematoda; Chromadorea; Rhabditida; Rhabditidae. The record is from the annotation of a GenBank genome assembly.